Erinaceus europaeus (western European hedgehog) is the source of this 910-nucleotide messenger RNA. Its product is annotated as calcyclin-binding protein-like. Gene Ontology annotation, molecular function: tubulin binding; S100 protein binding; ubiquitin protein ligase binding. Bases 77 to 763 code for a protein of 228 amino acids. NCBI's taxonomy places the organism in Eukaryota, Metazoa, Chordata, Mammalia, Eulipotyphla, Erinaceidae. The record is from RefSeq and is a predicted model, not a curated record. Gene Ontology annotation, cellular component: nucleus. The transcript is spliced from 2 exons. Gene Ontology annotation, biological process: heart development.
CUGAAAAGAAGGUUCCAGACGUGGAGCACGGGCGGCGUUUUCACUUCUCAGUGCUGCGGCGGCUCGACCCGUGACCAUGGCGGUGAGCGAGGAGCUACAGAAGGAUCUAGAGGAGGUGAAGAUACUGCUUGAAAAGGCCACUAUGAAAAAGAUACGUGAUGCCCUUACAGCAGAGAAAUCCAAGAUUGAAACAGAAACUAAGAAUAAGAUGCAACAGAAACCACAGAAAAAAGAUCAUCUUGACAAUGACAAGCCAGCUGCCGUGGUAGCUCCCAUUAUAACACGAUACAGUGUGAAGAUCAGCAACUAUGGAUGGGAUCAGUCAGAUAAUUUUGUGAAAAUCUACAUUACCUUAACUGGGGCUCAUCAAGUACCCCAUGACAAUGUGCAGGUGCAUUUUACAGAGAGGUCGUUUGAUCUUUUGGUGAAAAGUCUUAAUGGGAAGAAUUAUUCUAUGAUUGUGAACAACCUCCUGAAGCCCAUCUCUGUGGAAGGUAGUUCAAAAAAAGUCAAGACUGACACAGUUCUUAUCUUAUGUAAAAAGAAGGUAGAAAACACUCAGUGGGACUACCUGACUCAGGUGGAAAAAGAAUGCAAAGAGAAAGAAAAGCCCUCCUAUGACACAGAGACAGCUCCUAGCGAAGGGCUGAUGAAUGUGCUGAAGAAAAUCUAUGAAGACGGAGAUGAUGAUAUGAAGCGGACCAUUAAUAAAACCUGGAUGGAAUCAAGAGAGAAGCAAGCCAAAGGAGACCCAGAAUUUUAAGACUUUAAAGUCAUUUUGGGGGACUGAAAUACUGGUAUUUCCAGUAAGGAAAUGUUGGCAAGCUAGACUAACAACUCUUCCGAGAGUCCUGAGGAAAGGUAACUUAGAACUGGAGGAGUGACUCGUUUAUGCAAAAUAGGCCCAUUA